Aphanomyces invadans is the source of this 627-nucleotide messenger RNA. RefSeq lists its product as hypothetical. The coding region runs from base 1 to 627 and encodes 208 amino acids. The record is from RefSeq and is a predicted model, not a curated record. The transcript has 7 exons. Lineage: Eukaryota; Oomycota; Saprolegniomycetes; Saprolegniales; Verrucalvaceae.
AUGACGUCGGAGAAGGACCACGCCAUCGAUGCGCUCAAGGCUGGCAUGGUCAAGUUGAGGGCCGAGAUAGCGUUGCAGAACGAAGCGAUGAAGCAGCUGAAGUGCGCGAACCAGCAGCUACAACACAAACUCAAACAGAGCGAGAAAGAUUUUCAUGCCGUGGUGGCCGCCCUGUGCGAACGCGACCGUGGCGUAGGAUUCACAAAACGAAGCGAGGUCAAGCACGAUGUGCUGCACAACCUGCUCGUCAAGAACAAGCACGCCGAACAAGUCGCCGAGUGCUUGAGGAAGGAGCUCGAUACCGUCAAGUUCAACGCGAAAACCCUGCGAUUGCAAGAGCUGCAAGUGGAAUGUUGCGAACACUUUUCCGAGAUCGUGUUCUUGCGAGAGAAGGUCGCUACGCUGCUCAACUCGACGCAAUGGAGCUCUUCCGUCGAGCACGAUGACAGAGACCCCACUGGGUGUCGAAGAGCAGCCAGCUUCUAUGUCGCAACGAGUCCCGCCAUCGAACUCUCCAACAACACACGCAACCUCCACGACAGUCGGCCGUCCGUCGACAAGCUGAAGCCGUCGGGAUCUUCCUCAAAUGACGGCGACAGCAAAGGCGACACUGCGCAGACGUCUUGA